AUGGCGCUUACACCAGUUCAACACAUAAAGAAGGAAGGAUCGUCAGUUUUGGACGGUGAGAGAAUCGUCAUCUCUGGCAUGUCUGGUCUUUUUCCGGGGGCACGUCAUAUCAAGGACCUUGAAGAAAUCCUCUACGAUAAGAAAAACCCUGUGUCGCCUGAGGUAUGCCGAUGGAACUUCAAACAUCCUGACGUACCAAAUACUACCGGUAUCGUACCAGGGCUGUCGUACUUCGACGCACAGUUUUUCAAAGUUCACUAUCGGCUCGGACAAAGUAUGGACCCAAUGAGCAGGAAGAUUUUGGAAAUGACCUAUCAGGCGAUUUACGAUGCUGGCAUAAAUCCGCAACAGAUAUCAGGCAAGAAAGUGGGUGUGUACAUAGGAUCUUGUAUCUCUGAAAGCGAGAAGGCUGUUUUUUAUAAUGCUGGUACUAAGACAGGUUUUGGAAUUGCAGGAUGCAAUAAAUCUAUGUUUGCGAAUCGCAUAUCGUACUGGCUGAAUGCAAAAGGGCCCUCCAUGUCUAUUGACCUAGCGUGCUGUAGCUCCCUCGUUGCGUUGGAACAAGCGUUUCAGGCUUUAGCGCGUGGAGAAUGCGAAGCUGCCAUUGUUGGAGGAUCUAAUAUUUUACUUCAUCCACAAUCAUCAUUCCAUUAUUCAAGAAUCAUAAAGCUAAGCUCUGAUGGUAAGACUAAAUCGUUUGAUGAAAACGCUGACGGGUGUGUUAGAUCUGAGGCCAUCAAUGUGCUUUACCUUCAAAAGGCAAAAGAUGCGAAACGAAUUUACGCUGAAGUUAUACACGUUAAAAACGAGUUCAGCCAUGUUUUAGACGGCGAAACUGCUCCGCAGUUUGGUUUUAAUCGGGAUCCGAGACUUUUAGCUGAUUUUAUAAAAACCAUGUACGAUGAAGCAAAAGUGCCACCUCAUUUUGUGGAGUAUAUUGAAGCCUUUGGCUCGGCUACACCAGAGUCAGAUCGUUCAGAGUUAGAAGCCCUUGAGCAAGCAUUGUGCAAGAACCGUCAAAAUCCACUACUCGUUGGCAGCAUCAUGUCCAACAUUGGCUAUGGAGAGGCUGCGUCUGGAAUAUCUGGUAUUGUAAAGGUGUUACUAGGUUACCAGAGAGGCGAGAUUGCAGCAAAUUUGCAUUGUGAGAACCCAAGACGUGACAUUAUGGCUCUACGAAACGGCAAGAUGGAAAUCGUUACUGAACAUAAGCCAUUCAAGCGGUCGUACGCUGCUGUCAACGGCAGAUCUGUUACUGGUGUCAAUGCCCAUGUCUUAUUGAAAGGUUAUAGUAAGUCCAAGGAUUUAGCACAUUAUAAAUCAUCGAUACCCCAACUUGUAACGAUCUCAGCAAGACAAGACACAUCUGUGCAGAAAAUUCUUAAUGACCUCAAGUCUCGGUCUAUAGACGAAGAAGAACUUGCUUUGUUACGUAAUAUACACCAGCUGUCCAUUUCGGGACAUUUGGGGAGAGGAUAUUCUAUACUUAGUAAGAAUGAGAAUGGAGAAACAAUCACUUUAGCAGAAACAGCCAACUAUUCUGAUGAAGGCAAACGUCCACUUUGGUUCGUGUACAGCGGUAUGGGCUCGCAGUGGGCGGGUAUGGGAGUUACGCUUAUGCGCAUUCCUAUCUUCGCGGCUGCUAUUGAACGAUGCAACAAAGUCCUGGAACCGAAGGGUGUAGAUAUAAUUCGUAUUAUUACGUCAGAGGACAAAACAAUCUUCGAUAACAUCCUCAAUUCAUUUCUUGGAAUUGCAGCCAUUCAGAUUGGCCUUACUGAUAUUCUUACUGCGUUAGGAUUGGUGCCUGAUAAUAUCAUUGGUCACAGUGUUGGUGAAUUGGGCUGCGCUUAUGCGGACGGCUGUUUCACAGCGGAAGAGAUGAUACUUUCAGCGUACAGCCGAGGUCUAGUGUCUAUUCAAACUCCUUUUAUUCGUGGUUCUAUGGCUGCUGUUGGACUCGGAUAUGAACAAGUUAAAGAAUUAUUGCCACCAGAGAUUGAAGUGGCCUGCCACAAUGGGCCAGAAUCUAGCACCAUUUCAGGACCAGCCGAAAUAAUGAAAACGUUUGUAGCUGAAUUGACGGCUAAAGGUGUCUUCGCGAAAGAGGUUCCGUGUUCAAAUAUUGCUUAUCAUUCCCGAUACAUAGCUGAAGCAGGUCCCGGCUUACUAAAAUAUUUAAAUGAAGUAAUCAAAAAUCCGAAGCCACGGUCGGAAAAAUGGUUGUCAACGUCCGUACCAGAAGCGAAAUGGAAUGAGCCUCUCGCUAAAUACUCCUCAGCCGAAUAUCACACCAACAAUUUGCUGAAUCCAGUACUAUUUGAGGAAACCGCUCGGCGCGUGACUGGAAACGCAGUGCUGGUUGAGAUAGCUCCUCACGGCCUUCUGCAAGCUAUACUCAAGCGGUCGUUGCCGGAAUCUUGUAAACAUAUUCCUCUUACUAGACGAGAACAUCCUGACAAUGCUUUUAUGGUAUUGGAUGCUAUCGGCAAAUUGUACAUGGAAGGAUUUCACUCGAAAGUGGAGCUUUUGUAUCCAAAAGUAGACUUUCCCGUGUCCAUGGGCACACCAAUGUUAUCGCAUUAUGUGGAGUGGGCUCAUCACGAGAAAUGGACGGUGCCGCUUUAUUCCAUCUCGCGUACAAAAACUGCUGCAACUACCAAAACUGUUGUUUCAAUUCAUGACGACGAACACAGCUAUUUACGAGGUCAUGUUAUUAGAGAAAAGAAUCUGUACCCAUUUUCUGCUGUACUAAUGGCUGUGUGGGAUACUCUGGCUAUGACAUUAUGUGUUAAACCUCGUCGUCACACCGUGGAGUUUAGACACGUUUACUUGUAUGCGCAGCCACCCAUACACGAUCAGAGACGUCUCGAGCUUAGCGUUACAUUGCAAAGAGGAAGUGGCCGUUUUGAGGUUAUGGAUAACAAUAGGAAAGUAGCACGCGGACUCAUAUUCCAUGAACUCAAGGAGACUAAGACAGCAUUUAAUCUGUCUUUCGAAUCUAAAGAGAAGUUAGAAUUCAAAUGUGAAGAUGUUUAUAAGAUGCUGCAAGAGAGAGAUUAUCAGUACAAAGACGAAUUUCGCUCUAUUCACAAAGUUAAUCCAACUUUCACUGAAGCUCAAAUAACGUGGAAUAACAACUGGGUAACAUUUUUAGAUGGUAUUUUACAAUUACAUAUUCUUAGAGGCACAUAUGAUUCUGUUUGCCAGCCUUACCAAUUAAGACGACUCACCAUCGACAUCAAAGAGCAUUUUAAUAAUAAACUUUUGACUACUGAUAAUAAAAGCGUUAUGCUUGCAAAUAUAUUCGUAAAUGACCUUACAACUCGAUGUGGAGGAGUGGUAAUUGAAGACAUUCAAUUACGUAAGUUGCCUGUACACGAUGAAGGGACUGCGGCAUUAAGGAUAUUGAGAUUUAUACCUCGUUUCUUGUCUCAUACUGACAUUUGUACAGCAAUAGAAGUCUACCUACAAAUAGUGUCAGAAAACAUUAAUAAAGAUGCUAUAACAGCUGUGGGACUCUUUAAUUCUCAAACAUAUUCCAAUGUAUUUGAAGUUAUGAGAGACAUUUAUGAUGAUAUACCUGGAUUAAUUGUAAAUUAUGAAGAUGCUCCAGGGGAAAAGAUUUUAGAAAUGAGAGACUACUUUUUGACUAAUGUUGAUCUCGUUUUAGUGCAAAAUCUUGCAGCAGAUGAAAACUUACGUCAAAUGCUUUAUCACGUACUUCCUCGCGACAUGUUCAUUAUAACCAUCGAACAAUCUGCAGCCAAUGCUCCGCUUUUAACUUUAUACAACGUUUUGUCUACACACAAUGUUAAUAAUUCAAAAAUAGAUUUGGUAAAGUGGAGACCCGUGGAUACAACAUCGGCCACCACUGUGGUUACAGUGCGGUCUGAAUUAGAAUUGAGUGAUUUAGCGUCAACAUGGACGAAAUUGCCACAGAAACAUAAGCUAGUAGUAAUGUCACCGUAUCCUACAGUACCAGGACUGAAAGACUUUGUGAAAGACAAGAGGAAAGAUUCAGACCGUAAUCAAAUAUAUCUGAUAAUGACGUCAGAAAAGGAAACUCUAGACCACUUACCUAGAUUGGAAUUGACAUACAGCGUAUUAAAACAUAGUAUGUGGGGAGGAGAAUAUUACGUAAAAUGGCGAGAAAAUGUGUCGACUGUGAGAGGAAUUACUCUUCGUAGUGGAGCAAUUGGCAACCUCGAUACUUUGCGCUGGUUCGAACAAGCAGAAUCUACAGAAUCUGGCAUACCAGUGACGGUACAUUAUACAGCUAUAAACAAUCUCGACGUUAAAAAGGCCACAGGCAUAUCACCAUUAGAUAGCCAAAAUAAAUCAUCUGAUGCUAGUUCUUAUGGCAUGGACUUCAGCGGAGUUACUGAUUGUGGCGAAAGAGUCAUGGGUAUAUUACCAAGCGGCGCAGCAAGUUCUCGCGUUAAAGCUCGUCCAGAAAUGUUGUGGCCAGUGCCAGUGCAUUGGAGUUUGGAAGAUGCUGUUACAGUGCCUUCGGCAUAUUUGCACGCAUUUUAUUGCUACAUUAAAAAACUUGAGCUUUUGCCUCGGUAUACAAUACUUGUCCACGGCGGAACAGGUGCGCUGGGACAAGCUGCCAUAGCUAUCGCUCUGAAUAAUGGCUGCGAAGUGUUUACAACAGUCAGCGACACACGAAAGAAGAGUUUCUUGAUGAAGUUGUUCCCAGAACUGCAAGAGGAUCACAUUGGUAAUUCUCGAGAUCAUAGUUUCGGUGAUAUGGUGAGAACCAUCACAAAGGGAAAAGGUUGCCAAAUUGUCAUUUGUUGUCUUCAAGGAGAACUAAAAAAUGUUUCAUUACAAGUUUCUAGUUCGUAUGGUUUUACACUGGACACAGCGCAAAUUUCCACUCAAGAAGAGUAUAAUUUUGGAAUGAAAAAUUUAAUGUGUGAUCGAAGUUAUGCAACAGUUGAUCUCUGUUCUUUGUUUACUACUGAUACAUUGAAAGAUUUAAAAGUAAGUUUUUAG
Messenger RNA from Hyposmocoma kahamanoa, 5004 nucleotides. Its product is annotated as fatty acid synthase-like. The transcript has 28 exons. Lineage: Eukaryota; Metazoa; Arthropoda; Insecta; Lepidoptera; Cosmopterigidae. Gene Ontology annotation, biological process: fatty acid biosynthetic process. Gene Ontology annotation, molecular function: oxidoreductase activity; fatty acid synthase activity. The coding region runs from base 1 to 5004 and encodes 1667 amino acids. The record is from RefSeq and is a predicted model, not a curated record.